Messenger RNA from Dermacentor andersoni, 740 nucleotides. RefSeq lists its product as uncharacterized. NCBI's taxonomy places the organism in Eukaryota, Metazoa, Arthropoda, Arachnida, Ixodida, Ixodidae. The record is from RefSeq and is a predicted model, not a curated record.
CGAAUGUGCAGCGGACCCCAAACACUGCACUCGCGUAGCAGCGUCGCAAGCAGUCAUGUCCACAGCGCUGUCCCACUGCAUGCUAGUCGUGCUGGUCGCGCUGUGGUGCGGCGCGUCGGCGGGACCACCCAUCGACCCAAAGUUCUUGCUGGAGCUCGCCAGCCAAUUUGACACGUCGCAACUGAAGCCCUCCUGCAGGAAGGUGUUCAACAAGUGCAAGGCACGCUUCGUUCCCCUGGUGAUGCAGUUCGAGCAACUGAUGCAUGCCGUGCCCGCUAUCCUCGGUGUGCAAUGCGUUCAAAGAGAACUGGCCAAAGGAUUCCCGCGGUUCGACAUGGAGUGCGUCAUGACUGAAGACUACAAGGAGGGCAUAAAUUGCAUGGAGGACCCAAAGCUUCUGGAAAUACUCGGACCAAAGGCCGCAAAAUCCCUCCAGCCACUAACGAACUGCUUCAAGGACGUACCGCCGCCACCUGCUUGAUGCAGCCAGCUCGGUGGGAGCAAGUGCGCAGUGCCGCAUCUUGCUAGAGAACUUGGUUAUAGCACUCUAAAAAAACACAGGCACACGUCCGCCUCCUUCCCAUUUUCGUUCCUUGCAACCAGCGCAGAGAGAUGUGAAAAGGUGCGCCUACGAUCCCAGGCACAACACAAAAAUAUUUGAGACGUCCUGGCUCUUCUAAACGAUGACGCUGAAACUGGUCAAAGGGUCCAUAUAAAGUCGAACGUCUUGAAUAAACAAA